Molecule: messenger RNA, 4567 nt
Organism: Lagopus muta (rock ptarmigan)
Lineage: Eukaryota; Metazoa; Chordata; Aves; Galliformes; Phasianidae
Gene: EBF2
Product: EBF transcription factor 2
Exons: 17
Coding region: 432-2159 (575 amino acids)
Biological process (GO): regulation of transcription by RNA polymerase II
Molecular function (GO): RNA polymerase II cis-regulatory region sequence-specific DNA binding; DNA-binding transcription factor activity, RNA polymerase II-specific
Source: RefSeq, a predicted model, not a curated record
GGACUUCAAUCUUAUGGCUUUAUAGGUUUGCUUUUGUUAAGAGAUGUGCACAAAUCUGCUUAUGUUGUUUUCCUUUCCUAUUACUGUGAAUGUGUGUUGUCAUGCCUUGAUGAGUCUUAGCCUUACUUCUUUGAGGUUGAUCCUUGUUAACGGCCGUCGGUUUCUGGAUGCGAUUCCCUGCGUUUGGAAGAUGACGAUGCCAGGAGAGACCGAAUCGGCGUGACUCACUUUGCGAGAGGAGAAACUUUUUCCCCCAUUUGAAGGCACUCAAACACACGCAGCACUUAAAGCUGAAGUUGGUUUCAAAGCUGAAGUCCUCUGCUUUCCCGGGAUUUGUCUGUGUCAAUUUUCAGAAGCUGCUUAUUUUUUCUUUUCCUCCUCCCCGAUCCCCCCCCGAAGGAAACUGUUGCUCUUUGGAAUAGACUUCUUAAAUGUUUGGGAUCCAAGAUACUUUGGGAAGAGGACCGAUUCUGAAAGACAAAUCUCUGGGUUCUGAGAUGGAUUCCGUCAGGUCCUGGGUCAGAAACGUUGGGGUUGUGGAUGCAAAUGUAGCAGCACAAAGCGGCGUAGCUCUGUCCAGAGCCCACUUUGAGAAGCAGCCGCCCUCCAACUUGAGGAAAUCCAAUUUCUUUCACUUCGUUCUGGCGCUCUACGACAGACAAGGGCAGCCCGUGGAAAUAGAGAGGACGGCUUUUGUGGACUUUGUAGAAAACGAUAAAGAGCAAGGCAACGAAAAGACCAACAACGGCACGCAUUACAAACUGCAGCUCCUGUACAGCAACGGUGUCAGGACUGAACAGGAUCUGUAUGUCAGACUCAUUGAUUCCGUCACCAAGCAGCCCAUAACUUACGAAGGACAGAACAAGAACCCUGAGAUGUGCAGAGUGCUGCUCACCCAUGAAGUCAUGUGCAGUCGGUGCUGCGAGAAGAAGAGUUGUGGCAACAGAAACGAGACUCCAUCGGACCCCGUGAUCAUCGACAGAUUCUUCUUAAAAUUUUUUCUCAAGUGCAAUCAGAAUUGUUUGAAAACAGCAGGAAACCCCCGAGAUAUGAGGCGGUUCCAGGUAGUGCUAUCCACAACAGUGAAUGUUGAUGGGCACGUGCUGGCAGUGUCUGACAACAUGUUUGUUCACAACAACUCCAAGCAUGGACGGAGAGCAAGGAGACUCGACCCCUCUGAAGCCACACCUUGCAUCAAAGCAAUCAGCCCAAGCGAAGGGUGGACAACAGGAGGAGCAAUGGUGAUCAUUAUUGGAGACAACUUCUUUGAUGGGCUUCAAGUAGUGUUUGGAACCAUGCUUGUGUGGAGUGAGCUUAUCACACCUCAUGCCAUUCGAGUUCAGACGCCUCCACGUCACAUUCCCGGAGUGGUUGAAGUGACAUUAUCAUACAAAUCCAAACAGUUUUGCAAAGGCGCCCCAGGCAGGUUUAUUUACACAGCUUUAAAUGAACCUACUAUAGAUUACGGUUUCCAAAGACUGCAAAAAGUCAUCCCAAGACAUCCCGGGGACCCUGAAAGAUUAGCUAAGGAAAUGCUGUUGAAACGAGCUGCUGACCUAGUUGAAGCACUGUACGGAACGCCGCAUAACAACCAGGACAUCAUUCUGAAACGAGCUGCAGACAUCGCAGAAGCUCUCUACAGCGUACCGCGGAAUCCCGCGCAGAUCCCUGCACUGUCCAGCUCCCCGGCGCACAGCAGCAUGAUGGGCAUUAACUCCUACGGCAGCCAGCUGGGCGUCAGCAUCUCAGAGUCAACACAGGGAAACAACCAAGGUUACAUUCGUAACACAAGCAGCAUCUCACCCCGCGGUUACUCAUCCAGUUCCACACCUCAACAGUCCAAUUACAGCACUUCCAGCAACAGCAUGAACGGCUACAGCAACGUCCCCAUGUCAAACCUGGGUGUUCCAGGCUCCCCCGGUUUCAUUAACGGCUCUCCAACAGGAUCUCCUUAUGGAAUAAUGUCUUCAAGUCCAACAGUUGGCUCCUCCAGCACUUCUUCCAUCCUUCCGUUCUCCUCUUCCGUCUUUCCUGCUGUCAAACAGAAGAGUGCCUUUGCUCCCGUCAUCAGACCCCAAGGGUCUCCUUCUCCUGCCUGCUCCAGUGGCAAUGGAAAUGGGUUUAGAGCCAUGACUGGUCUUGUCGUUCCCCCGAUGUAAGGAAGAGGCAGCUUUGCUCCUCUCCCUCUUCCCUUUUUUCCUCUUUUUUUUCAUUUUUCUUUUACAGCACAAAACUACUUAUUGUGAUGGACCACUAAAAAGAAAAAAAAAAUAAAUAGCACUACAAGCUCUUUUUGGGGGGAAAGCCAGGCCCAGGAAAUAAAAGGAACAUUUUUUAUGGAUUGGACGAGACAGAAGGCUGCAUCUUUUACCUGUUUGAUAUUUCUGACACAACCACGUCAACUCCUAGAACACUGCGAACGAAAAAUCAGCCAAGAGCCAGAGGACAAACAACAGUUGGCAGAAUGGGAUCAGAAAUGCAAAGUCUUGAAAGACACGAAACCUUCCUAAGAUUUGUAAAAUAUUAAAAGGAAAAAGAAAUUGGCAAAAAUGAUUCAAGCUUGAUAUUUUGGAUACAAUUUGUUUUACUUUGUAGGGGAAAAAAGUUGAAGUUUCUAUUUUAUAUGGAGCCUUUCAGAUAUCAAUUUAGUUUAUGCAGAAAAAAAAAUAAAAAAAAAAAAUCAACAAAACAGGGUACCAGCAUGAGAGAAUUUCUAGGACAAACUGACACGAGUGAUGGAACUUUGGUGUAUGUGUGUAUUUGCUUAUAGUUUAACCUCUUUAAAAAUGUAAGAUGUUUUACAAUUAUUUAAAUAAAUAAACUUGUAACUUAUUGUAUGUAGAGGUAGAAAUUAAACCUUUUUUGGAUUUUUUCCUCCAGUUGUACAAUGAAGAAAAAUGAUGCAAAAAUGUAGUGACAAGUUCAAGAUAUAUUAUUACUGCUGCGGUCGCUCCUCACUUCUUCCCUCUUAGUGAAUCCAUGUGCAAGGAUAUCAUAGGAUUCUUUCUGAUCAAUUAACAAAAUCAUCAGAAACUGAUAAACACGUGAUGAUAUACAGAACACUGAUUCACAUACAAAUUUUCAUCCUCCUCCUCUUCCCCCCCUCCUGUGUUUUGUUUGAAUUAAGACAUUCAGGUACUAAGAUGAACUGGUAAGUUUCAACGACCCCAUUGGCAAAUGAGUGGCACACGUAGGGAUUUGAACCAUUUGGAGUCUUCACAAGGUACCGAGUUUACUUUAUACACUCAGUGUAUGAACUGGGGAGAGAAAGAGUUCUCUCAAAUAUUGUUCUUCUGUGCAGUUGGAACACCUUGCAUUCAGUUAUACUUCGCGUUAAGGGCGCAUUUGUAAAGGGAAGAUACGUUUUUCAAUAACUUAUGCACUUUUAUCUUGAGUCAUUCCCAGCGGUAAGUAUUUUCCAUUUAUACACUGAAGUUUGUAGAAGCAUCCAGUGUGAUUUUUUUCUGCAUUUUGGCCUAAAACUGACAUUUAGCUCUCCUUUGCUUCUCCCCUCCUGAAGUUGGAAGGUGAGAAUGUAAGGAAAGCAAUCACAACUUAUCUGAUAAAGCGGAGACCACUAAAAAGAAAUUGAUUUUGUUGGAAAGCCAUUUUUUUGAGGAAAAUAAAAGUCAGCUACACUAUUUACUCCCUACUAAAACACCAUUCACAGCUUCAUGAAUAGUUGUUCCUAUGAUAGCAUCUAUCUGUUGAUAAAUAAAUCCUUAAUAUAUGGUCCCUAAAACUACUUGUCCAAUGCCCAGUAUUUUUACCAAUACGUUAAAUAGUAUUCUUGUGAUUCAACAAUUUGUGGUAGAUGACGUUCUCCAUCUUGAGUCCAUCCUGAACUGGACAGCUGGGACAGCAAUGGCUGAGGCCAUUUGGAGCAAAUUUGGAUUAGUAAUAGAUUAGAAGGUCCCUGUGGUUCAGAGCCAGCUGCAGCGAUCAGUGCCUGAAGCUCGGUGUUGUGUGGUCUGAUUGUCAUAGGCUCCCACCUUACAGACAGGUUUUGGCACAGGACUGCAUUCUGCAAACGUGUAAAAUCAUUCCUGUAAAUAGCCUGGUGCAGGGAAGCUGACUUCUUGUGACUGCACUUCUGGUUCAAACUGCUAAAAACAGGGCCUCCUCGAAGCUUAAUUUGGUGAAGCAUACAGUUCACCUUCUGAGAAAUGUAUUUGGUUUACAGACAUGUUAGCAGGAUGUGUUUCUAAACUGGAAUGCAGCACAGCAGGGAAGCCAGUGGACUGCAAAGACAAUGAAUUGAGCUAUUCCUAUGGCUCCUGAUGGUGAUCCACCUAUUGGGAAGCAGCUCUGUGCUGCUCCUGACUGCUGUGAUAUUUCAGGAGGGCUUCUCAUGUCAUAUUUUAGAAAGGGAAGAGAGAGGUUACUGUCUUCUAAAACUCAUGGCCCAAUUUAUCAGAAAAAGUAGCAAUUUAAAGCAGCUUUACAAAGAAAUUUGCUGGGAAUAAUGUGCUUUUAAGAAGCACAGAUACAGUUAGUCAGAGUCUUACAGCCAGGAUACUAAGAAAGUGUCUCAUUCCAGAAAAGAUGAAAGAAAAUAACUCACCGC